Molecule: messenger RNA, 1797 nt
Organism: Mesorhabditis spiculigera
Lineage: Eukaryota; Metazoa; Nematoda; Chromadorea; Rhabditida; Rhabditidae
Source: the annotation of a GenBank genome assembly
AUGAGCGAGGCGCUGCUGUCACCGAAAGCCCUAGAAGCCAUCCGGGCACUCGAGGAGAGCAAACGGAAUCAGAAACUAUGGUCUCGCGAAGCGGUGCGCCUUCAGACGGCACUGUUGCUGUGCAUGGCGAUGGCGUGCAACAGUCUGAUGAGGGGCAGCAUGUCGUUGGCCAUCGUUUGUAUCGUGGCCAGGAACGUGUUCCCGACUACGGCCAACAACAAUGACACCACGGUGGCGGCGCCGGCGGAGGAUCGGUUUAAUAGAGAAUAUCAAGUCGAUUGGACCUCCGAGGAGCAAGGCCGGAUCCAUACAGCAUAUUACAUCGGCGCCUUUCUCGCAAUCCUCGCUACAGACUACAUUAUUCGAAGAUACGACCCGAAACCGGUGCUGUCAGUAGCGCUACUGCUGAACGCGAUCGGGUCGAUUUGUGCGCCAUUCUCCGUCAUUCUGCUGCAACAUCAUUUGUACCUCGCUGCCGUGCGGUUUUUGAUGGGAUUUGGGAGUGGCCUCAUCGCCCCCUGCGGCCUGUUCAUCAUCUCCAAAUGGUUCCCGAUGACCGAGAAAAGCACGGCUGUGGCCGUCUUUACCACCGGAAAUCAGCUCGGCAUCGGCCUGUCGAUGAUCUUCACCGCCAAGCUGUGCCAGGCCACGUGGGGCGGUGGCUGGCCAUUGGCCUUCAUUGGAUAUGGGCUCCUCACGCUCGUCUACGUCAUCAUCUGGCAGUUCAGGGGCAGCUCGCGGCCACGCUGUUCUAAAUAUAUCACGGCCACGGAAUUGGAGUAUAUUACGGGCCGUCGCGGCAUCAAAAGCCGAGCGAAAAGUGUCGUGCUCAAAACUCCCUGGAAAGAGAUUUUGUUCUCUCGCUGCGUGUCUGCUAUUUGCGUGAACGCCUUCGCGCAGUCGUUCGUCCUCGUGGCCAUGAUCACCUACCUGCCCAAGUUCAACCAGGAGGCGCUGGGCAUGGAUGUGGCCACCAACGGAAUGUGGUGCUCGGUGCCCUUCUUCGUGCAGACGGCCACCAAGAUGCUGUUCGGCAUGUGGGCGGACGCGAUGAAGAAGCGCGGAUGCAGCAGUACAGCAGUGACUUGGGCCUUCAAUGGAGUGGCCACAUUCGCCGCUUCCGUUUUCAUCGUUGCCGCCCCGCUCGCUGCUGCUAGCCCGACCUUGUCGAUGUUGUGCGUCUGCGCGGCGAUGGCGCUAUUUGGGGCCUUCGUGCCUGGGUACAACACGGCCGUCGUGUGUGUCGCGCCGGAGUUCACAGCUACCAUCUCCUCCUAUCAGCAGUUGUACUCGCAAAUUGGCAGCCUGCUGGCCCCGUUUCUCAUUGGGAUAAUCACGAGAAAGGGCACGUACGAAGAAUGGCGAACCGUCUAUCUGAUGCUCGCCUUCGUCCUCAUCAUCGCCGGCCUUUUCUACCAAAUCUGGGGACAUGGUAACGCGGAGCCGUGGGGCAAAAAUGACGGCUCGCAGCUGACGUCGAUUUGCAUCGAAAACGGGGAGCUCGACGAGAAGGGAGAUGCAAUUAGCCGGCAAUCUUCUCGGCGCAGUUUAAACGAGAUCAACGCGCGGCUGGCCAACGAAAAGCCAACGGUGCGGACGAAUCGGACUUCCCGGGUCUCGUACCUCCUCGACUGUGAAGCCAACAUCCCGGAGACGAUCUACGAGCUGGAGAACGACGUAAUAGAGGAGGAAUCGGACCUGGGCGAUGAAAAAGCGGAUAAAUUGAGCGCCCCGAUGACGCGGCGAAGGCUACUUUCUAAAGACCCGGACCCGGAGAUGGUCAACCUCACCGGGAAG